Messenger RNA from Fusarium oxysporum Fo47, 1607 nucleotides. RefSeq names its product opsin family protein. Gene Ontology annotation, cellular component: plasma membrane; endoplasmic reticulum. Lineage: Eukaryota; Fungi; Ascomycota; Sordariomycetes; Hypocreales; Nectriaceae. The record is from RefSeq and is a predicted model, not a curated record. Gene Ontology annotation, molecular function: monoatomic ion channel activity. The transcript has 3 exons. Gene Ontology annotation, biological process: monoatomic ion transport. Bases 434 to 1315 code for a protein of 293 amino acids.
CAGUAACAAAUCUACUAAAAAUAUAACAGAAUUGUUACUGACUGUAACAUAAAUAUGCAUAAGUUUUAUCGUUAAUGUUCCCAUCAUAUGACAAAACGCAUGCCCCUCUCACGAUUCGCUACACAAAUUACGUAUUAGUGACGCCUCUCACACACGAUGGCAUCGCGUAACCUGAACCGUUCAUUCCCCCGCAUCCGCAAAUACCUGCUUUUACUGUGCAAACUCCCGCAAUCUACAUGUCAUUGAUGACGUUGUUUUCAUUUACGAUACGUCCAAUCCAAUCAUUCACUCACGGCUUGAAACGCCUCAGGCAGAUGCGGCGUAAGCUCUCGCCUCUCUUUUUAUAAGCUCUCCGCCCCAGCUUCUGCUUCUUAGCUUCUUCAUCGCUUCGAACUUGAAGAUCUUCAAUUGAAUAGCUUCGCAGAUUGUCAACAUGGAGGCUUACAAGACUCAUGGAGGGGUUGCUCCCAUUCCCACCGUCGUUCCUGAACCGACUCACUACCAAACAAUCGGCCACAAUGGCGUCCGUGCCUUAUGGGUUCUCUUCAUCGCUAUGACAGUCGUGUCCGCCAUCUUCGCCCUCUUGUCAUGGAACGUCGCCGUUCAGCGUCGCAUCUUUUAUUUCCUCACAACCCUCACCACCAUCAUCUCUGCCCUCGCCUACUUCGCCAUGGCAUCUGGUCAGACAUCGUACUUUAACUGUACCACCGUGAGAGAUCAUCACAAGCAUGUUCCUGACACGCACCAUGAUGUCUGCCGUCAGGUAUUCUGGGCGCGAUAUGUUGACUGGACGCUCUCGACGCCGCUGCUUGUCGUGGAGCUUUGUCUCCUCGCCGGUGUUGAUGGUGCGCAUACCAUCUUUGCGGUCAUUGCUAAUGUGAUCUUUGUCCUCGCGGGUGCCUUCUCCGCCGUUGGACAUGCGAACACUGCGCAGAAGUGGGGAUGGUAUGCUAUCAGCGUUAUUGCCUUUGUCUUCACCAUCUGGCACGUCGCUGUUCCCGGCUCCCGAACCUCCCGUGCCCGCGGUACCAAGAUCGCCCGCCUCUUUGGCUCCAUCGCCGUGGCUUCUCUGAUCCUCUGGCUCGCCUACCUUGUUGUCUGGGGUGCUGCCGGUGGCGCUUGGAAGGUCAAGGUCGGCACCGAGGUCGUCAUCUACGCUGUCCUCGACGUCCUCACCAAGGCUGUUCUCGGCCUCUGGAUCAUCACUGCUACGCGACAGAACCGCGACACAACUCCCGACAUUGGAGGCUACUGGACCAACGGCGCUGGUGCUGAGGGCACCAUUCGCGUUGGCGAUGACGAGGAUGGAGCUUAAUUGCGCCUCCAAAAAAGCCAAUCGAGUCCACGGAACAAUUCCGCAUUGGACGCAUCCACUUUACAAACUUUCCGCUCACGAUUUGACGAGUGGGUUUUGAAGCCCGAGCCAGCCGAUAUGGAAUGAUCAAGAUUGUAUGUUUUGGAAUGAGCUGGGUAAAAAUGCACGCAACGCACAUGUUCGAUUGAAGGGAAAUUGGGCGUUUGGGGCGUCACUACGAGUCAUGUACCUUAUGAUUCAAGUAGCUUUAAUGUGAUGGGACACGAAUACGACAUACCCCUCUUGACUGUGA